GAUAUUUAUUCAUUUUCAUUUGCUGCACACCAUUUGAUACAAAAGUAACUGGAAUGUGGUAAAUCAUGGAACAACACAAACAUACAAAACAUAGAUUAUUUUUUUGGUUAACUUGGAACUUUUGGGGCUAUGCUUUAGAAAUGACAAAAGAGUGAAUAUUUAAAAAGAGAAACACAACAACAACAACAGCGUAUUUAUCAAGGAAUAUUACAGACCUUUUUCACAGCAGACAUUUUGACUUGUCAUAGUAUUACCAGGUGUUACUUAUAACAUUGUGAACAGCUCUGUUCUUGUCAAAUGUCCCAGUAAGUCAUGUCAGUGUGAUAGUGAGCCACUGUGUACAGUACCAGAACCCUGAAACUGAAGCAGCUGAAUGGAAAAGAUAUACUACUGUGACAUGUCAGAUAUUUUCAGUGAAAGGUCCAUUGACUGACAAAUUAUUCAAGUAUGAGCUGUGAUCCAUCUUUGACAAAAAAGAACAUCUGUGCAUUAAAAACAGGAGGUAGCCAAGACCCAGCUACAUCACAAAAAAGUUAUGUUGUACUGUUGUAAUGUAAAGUCAGUAACAGGGUAUGUACUUGUGAUAAUGUUGAAUGUGAGUUUCUUUGAGUUUAGGAAGAGCAGGACAAGAUAUGAAGCUCUUAAUCGUAAUUAUGUGUACUAAUGUCCACACAGUAUGUCACCAAAUAUACCAAGCAAUACAAAACUAUACCGCUAGAUGGAGCCUAGUGAGUCGCCCCCCCCCACCUUCCACGUCCAUAUUUGGUAGUGUCCCGGGAGGUGACGUUUGUCUCAAACACGGAAGAAGAGGUAAACGAGUGAUGUGCGGAGCUGUGUAAAAUUAGAUUGACUGCCCUUCAAGUUAAACUCGAAUAUGUUGUGGCACGUUAGACCACCACAAAAUCAGGUCAGGAUAGAUGACACCUGGAGAAGACUGAGACAGCUCCUAUUUGAAGUUUUAUGAGCUCGAGGCAGUGUCGGUUAGCCAGCCGCGAGCAUCUCCCGUGUGAAGGUGGCUACUUAAAAGUAUCACAUCAUAAAUUUAGGUGUUUACUUUAUACUUCUUAUCUUAUGAUGAUGCUUUGGGGCUAUAAUACAUACUACUGACAAGAUAAAUGGCAUUCGCAAACCUGUUCACGGGACUGUCCGCUGUCGACGAAGAUGUCCAGAGUCCUGGUCAACCAACCUUUAACAGGAACGAGAAUGAUAAUGGUAAAAGGGGCAAUGCCAGAAAGAGGAAAACCCAGGCUGAGCAGACUGGCCCUGACAAGAAGAAACAACGUUAUCAAGCCCAGACACACUGGACUUAUAAUGCUAAAUCCUUUGAAGAUGAUGAUUCAGAGGCCACACACUGCCGUAUGUUGAAAACUGAUAGUGACCAUGCAGGUGUUGGCUUCACCAAGGAAGGGAUUCGUAACUGCAGUGGUAAACCUGACCAUAAGAACUGGUAUCAGCAAGGUCAGAAUUAUAAAGCUAAAAGUAAUGGUAAUAUGAAGAGGCAAACACAGCAGAAAAAUCAGCAUCAACAGAGGGAUAGAGGAAGACAUGCCAGUAAGGCUGGAUACCAUCAGACUAGACCUACUUUGAGAAAAGGUGGAGGAGAUGGUCGACGUAAAGAUGGCAAGCAGGAUGUUCAAGUGAAACCCACACGAUUCAUGACACAAGAAUUCAAGGACCAGAAUGCUUUAUUAGUGGAUGGACAGUUACUUUGUCGACAUUUUCUUUGGGGAAGGUGCAUCAAGGCAGAUAACUGCCAGCUCAAGCAUAUUCAGGGUUACAACGACCUUAUCAAAGAAGUUUGCAAAUUUUACGUCCAAGGACACUGCACUAAAGGGGAAAGCUGCCCGUACAUGCACAAGUCCUUUCCUUGCAAAUUCUUCCAUAAAAAAGGAAGGUGUUCUCAGGGAGCAGAUUGCAGGUUUUCCCAUGAGCCACUUAAUGAGCUCACUAAGCGACUGUUGGAUGAGGCAUUAAAACGGGAAAAUGACCUCUAUGAACUUGCAAAAAAAGCUGAGCAGGAGUCGUCAGGACAACCAGCAAACACAGAUGAGUCAGAAAUUACAGAGGCGAAUGGGACCCCUGAUAUACCAAUACAGCCACUCAGGCCUAACUUUUACAACAGUGGAGAAACAAAUACUGAGCAGGAAGCCUUGUUAUGUCGGACUGAAGAACCGCCUGAUAUCAUGGAAACAGCUGUCCCACCGCAGGCAUCAGAUAGUGCCCAACCUCACAGCCCCCAGUCAACCAAUCCUAGACAUGAGGAGCCAGUUUGUUAUUCAGUCGAAGCAGUGCUUGGGCGUCAGCUAUUCAAACCAUUCCCUAAUUUCUUUACAACACCUGGAAGUCAAGAAUCUGUGCCGCUCUCUGUUCCACAGACUUCCUCUGAUUGCACCUCAGGCUCUGCAGACCAAAGUAAAGUUCCCUACUUUGUUGAUACUGUUGAUGCUGUUGGAUCAUGUAAAUCAGUGGGAGAUUCUCCCUUUGGGCAUAUACCUACUCCUCCUACUGCACAAACUGUAUCAUAUACUCCAGAAAGUGACCGUGAAGCGCUCACUGGUCCUCUGCUAAGCUCAGAAACUGAAAAAGUCUUGUAUUCUCUAAAUACAAGAAAUGAAGUGAAUAAAUUCCAGGAAAGUGUCCGAGUGCACGCUGACCUGAUUUCAAAGACCUGCCCUGAUCUCACUCUGGCCUCUGGGGAUCAUAGGAAACAAGAUGGGGAAAUGCCAGCAUCCCUGAAACCUGUUCAAAGAGCUUUACAUGAAGUCAAGUUGGAGUUGUUGCAUUCUCAUGCCACAGUGGCACCCAAGUCUCUGUCAUCACAAAGAAAAGGAGAUCUGAAAGGAAGCACACACUUGCCUGUAGAUAUUACAUGCUCUGUGAACUGUAAAAGUGAAAGUGCACAAAGCCUCACAUUUACUCCCAAACAUCCUACACAGCUGAAGAAAAGUGGCUCUGUCAGUCAUCAUUUUGCAGCAAAACAACCCACUGAGAUCCAUCAGCACUCCAAAACGACACAAUCUGGCCUCAAACUUGGCACACAACAGCAUUAUUGUGCUGAAACCAAAGCGGAGUGCAGCAGUAAAAUGGCACAUAGUGGUGAUUUUUCAGUUGAAUGUAAUAAGACCCAGAAAAUACAAUUUCCAAAGCUUUUUACAAGCCCCAUCAUUGACAGCCUGAAGCCAACACCAGAUUUUGAAACAACCCCUGCUUGUCCUCAAAGCUUUAUUCAACCUUCCUGUCCUACCUUACAGUCUGCACAUUGCAUAGGUAAAGAUACAAAAAUUAAAACUGUGACUGAACCUGACAAGACCUCUGCCAGGACCUUCCUCAGUCUUUUUGCUGCUCCCCCCAAAUGCAUACAGUCUCUACCAGAUUAUUCAAAGACUACCUCCUGUUUUCAAGAGUCAAACCAGUCAGCUGAUAAUACAUCACAUUUAUUGGACUCUAAACAAAGAGCUUUGAAUUUAGAGACACUUCAGGUCAAAACUGGUGUCAAACAAACUUCUCACAGGCCAGUAUCUCCUAAAUUUCCCUCUAGUUGUGAGCCCAUAAAUCAAGCUAAAAAGCUGCAAAUGAAUCCCAUCUCUAGUCUUGUGUCUGAUUCUCUCAGUGAGAUGUUCUCCAGUCCAACUCCUUGUGGUGACAAUGCAGAUCCAUCUAUAACCCAGGCUCAGCAGCAGCUGGCUAGCAUUUCAUCUCCCAAAGGAUCUGCAGUUGCAGCCACCACAAAUUCAGUUCUAAAGACGCUCUUUUUGUGCCUGAGCCCGUACCAAAACGAUGGAGAGCAAAUGGACAGUAUUCAGAUCAGUCUACCUUCAGAAAAUGAAAAGAAGAACAAGACCAGCACAGGUUGUGUCUUUGUUAAGCAACAGCGGAAGAGUAAAAGAAAAAGAAGACAAAAGGAGAAGCUCAAGUCCACCGAUAAAGCAGUUUGACACUCAGUGGAGUGCCAGCCUUCUUUUCAGACCUCCCUAGUCUCUUUGGAAGCAGCGGUUGGGUCAACCCUCAGUGGUCCAGCUAUGACUGAACCUCAGGUGAGAAACUCUGGCACACACAGCUUGUUGUUCAAACUAGCAUCGCCACAGGUGCUGUGUCGCACCUAAUCAAAAGCAAGGAAGGAAAGUGGAGAAUGACUGGAGAAUGUAACGCUCACACCAAUCAAGGACCCUUUUAAGACUUUAGACACCAUUGGCUUGCCACUUUGGACAUUAACGUUGGAAUUAUUUGUGUUUUAUCUCACUAACAAUUGUGAUUAAAUACUUUUUUUUUCCCCCACCAGUGUUGAAACUGUGAAAAUGAAAGUUGCUGAUCAUAUAGAUUAUAAACCUAUAUGUGUUUACAUUUUAUUAAGAUGUUUUAGUGUGAAAAUCAGCCCUCUUCAGUUCCCUAAGAUAUCUGCUCAACCUUCUAUACCUUUGCCCAAAGCUUUGAUUAAAUCACAGCAAUGCAUCAAACAAUGGUUAUGAGUGUCAGUACAUAUAUUACUGGUUUAUUAGCUAUACCCGAUUUUUGAAAACUAACAUAAAAUCCCUAAUAACUUGGCAACUGGGUGUAUUAUGGGUUUGUUUGUAUUUUCACUUUGUUUGUGGUCACUCAUGGUAACCAUGUUAAACCUAGAAGCUACUUAUGCAGCAUUUUUGUGCAGUUGUGCAAACAUUCUGCAGUGAUGGCAAAUCAAAUUCAACUUGUUUGUUUAAUGUAUAUAAAAUUUAGAGUUAUGAGAUGAUGAAAUUAAUUUGUCAAUUAAAAUGUAUUUGAAGAAUUUCUCA
Lates calcarifer (barramundi perch) is the source of this 4769-nucleotide messenger RNA. RefSeq lists its product as uncharacterized. NCBI's taxonomy places the organism in Eukaryota, Metazoa, Chordata, Actinopteri, Centropomidae. The transcript is spliced from 11 exons. The coding region runs from base 1116 to 3935 and encodes 939 amino acids. The record is from RefSeq and is a predicted model, not a curated record. Gene Ontology annotation, biological process: negative regulation of DNA-templated transcription. Gene Ontology annotation, molecular function: metal ion binding; RNA binding. Gene Ontology annotation, cellular component: nucleus.